This is a messenger RNA of Ricinus communis (castor bean), 15147 nucleotides long. Its product is annotated as extracellular matrix-binding protein EbhA. The record is from RefSeq and is a predicted model, not a curated record. NCBI's taxonomy places the organism in Eukaryota, Viridiplantae, Streptophyta, Magnoliopsida, Malpighiales, Euphorbiaceae. The coding region runs from base 96 to 14897 and encodes 4933 amino acids. The transcript has 31 exons.
GUUCUGAAAGUCUCUAAAUUUGCAGCCAAUAAAAGCUUAUAUUUUACGAGAGUUUAGAUCAAGACUUGCCUAUAGUUCGACUCGUCUUGCAUGAAAUGGCAACUGAAGCUGAUAUUCCGGAGCCUGCAUCUUUAUUGGAAAGAGAAGUUCAUAGACACUUGAAUCCAGGAGAGUUUAACCACCCUCCUGAAACUGCUGAUUACCUCGUCAUGGAAGUGUCAACUAAUGCAGAUGUUAAGGCUAUAAGUAGUAGCUUUGAAGCCAAUGCUGGAGCGACAGUGGGUGCGAGUUUUUUAAAAUCACCCUCAGUCGCCGGGGCUCCUGAGGAAGAAACCAGAGAAACACAAGAAACUCAUCAGGCGGAUGAGAUACCUUUCCAAUCAGAAAAGGGAAUGCUGAAAGAUAAAAUUUUCACGGUUGCAGAAGAGACGGGAAGUAAAGAAAAUGAAGUUUCAUGUGAGACAGAAGAGGCUGCAGAAAAGGAAGAAAGAAGCCAUGAGAUUUCAGAUGCUACAAAACUCAAAACUAACAAAGAAGCUAGCAUCCUCGAGGCCAGCUCAGCUCUUCACACCUCUGAAGACUUGGACACCAUUGUUGAAACACAAAGAAAUCCUUGCCUAAACAAUGAGGAGAAGUGUCCCCGUUUGGCUCAACCAAUUGAAAAGAUAGAAAGUGAGAAUGAAGGCAUCAGGCAUUAUGAAAUUGAACAAACCUCCUCAAUAGUGGCAGCAAGUCCAGACAAUCAGAAUGAUAAAGAAGCAAGCUUGACAAUCAUAGAGAACGUGGAAGAGAAGCUUGACAUUCCAUCUGUUACGUUGACAAGAGACAAGUCAAGCACUCCAGAACCUGGGGUUGAAGCAGAAGACAAGCUAGAAGAGAACUUCAAUAUAGCAAGCAAAGUGGAAAGCCAGGACAUAAAGAUGUCAGAUGAGAAUGAUAUGACCUCACUCCUAGAAGAAACUGAAGAGAAAAGCCAUGUGGAAAUUCCUUCUGCCCCACAAUGUGAAGAAAUGUAUUUGCAGGAAUUGGGAAAAACUGAGAUAUCCAAAGCAGCCUCAGAAAUUUGUCCAGAAGAUGCAGUCAGGAGAAGUCAAGAAGAAGAAUGUGAUAUUCAAAUAAUUGAGAGAACACUUGAAGCUAAGAGCAGAGGAGCUGAAGAAGUCAAGGAUGAGAUGAGCCCUGAACAAAAGCUUGACAUUUUGUUGACGAAACAUGAGGAAGUUAAGCAAAACAUUGAUGAAGAGCAGACUGUCUCAAAGGCAUUAGCAGAGGAGAGCGGAGACGAGAGAGGGCAUACUUCCAUAGCUGGUGAAGACGUCAUUGAUGCUAUGACUGCUCCAGAUCAGAGCAAGAAUGAAACGGAAAAUGAAAAGAUACAAACAUCUUUGGAAAUGGUUACUGAGAAGAUAGAUAGAACUGCUUCAAAAGAAUGGUCUGAAACAAUAAUACGUGCCAAAGAGGACGCAUCAAUUGAAAAUCAGGAAGAAAGCUUUGACAGAAAGGAGAAAGAAGAUGAAUCAGUAGACAAUGAAGCUGUCAGAAUUGACGGAAUUCCAAAAGUAGAGGAUCUUCCACCAACAGAACUGCAUGCUAAGACUGAAAUUGCUGAAGUUGAGAACCCGAACAAGAAUGAGGAUGUCUUAAAUGCGAUUCAUUUAUUGGAAAAAGAAACAUUAUUGGUAGAAGGUGAAAGAUUGGACAAAGUCUCUGAUUUUGGGCCUCAAGACCAAAUUUAUGAAACAAAUGAAGCAGCUAAGGAUGAGGAAGAACAUGAUGACAAUGACUCCCAAGCAUGUGAAAGCACAAUGAAACCUAGUUUAGAGCUUCCAUCAGAAAAAGGGACAGUAAGUACAGAGCCAAGCUCAGAAACAAGUGAAACAGAGAUUGAAACAUUGAGCAAGGUUCACAAAUUAGACUCUGAAGAAAAUUUAGAGACUACAGAAGCUAAAAAGAGCAUGAAGGAAGAUAUAUGGGAGGAAGCCUGUGAAUCAGAGAUACAAAAAUUGUCAACAAGUGACAAUGCUGAAAAAUGUCAUGCUGAGGAAGCAAAUGAAAACAUUCAAGCAGCAACACCACUGAAAGAUGAAAUAGAAGAUGAUGGGAAGGCCAAAAGUAUCAUAGAUGAAGAGGUGACCGGUAUUGGCGAGGCCGAUGAUGAAUCAAACAUAAGUGACAAUGUUGCACACCUUUCAUCAGAAAUAAUUAUCCAAGAGAGAGAUGAGAGUCCUCAACAGACUGAAAAGCAGGUGGAUGCAUCCAAGGGUGAGGAUACUGAAGCUGUCUCAGAAGAAUCUGUUAAAGAAGGCACAGUUAAGAAUAUUCAAGAUGACAAAAACGAAAUAGACAAGUCCAGCAGCAGAGAGAUUUUUGAAGAGUCUGAGACAGCUGAAAAAGUUGAUAGCAUUUCAGAUGAAUCAAAACAGAGUGAUGAAAAUCCUGACUCGACUCCUGAAUGUUCAUUGGUUAAAGACCAGGAAAGUCUGCAAUGUAUAAACCCAAUUGUAGAGCAGGCUUCAUUGGCAGAAGAAAUUGACAAGGAUGAUGAAUGUUCAAUGGGAAAGGAUCAAAACACAGAGAAUUAUGAUAGGCUAGCCAAGGCCGAGGAGCACAAUGAGGUGAUGUUGAAGGGUGAAGGAGAUUCAGAACACAUAUUGCGGAGGAAUGUACCUGAAGAAAAUAUUGAACAACCACCAAUAUCUGUAACAACUGAGGCAGAUGCUUCAAGACAAUUGGAUGAUGACACUGUACAAGACAGAGCAGAAGAGAUAGAAAACGAAGAAAUCACAAAUGAGAGCAAUUUUAGAAGCCUCUCGCAGGUAACUGUCGCACAAGAUCCUGCUAUGGACUUCCAGAAUAAUAACAAAAGUGCUGAGAAGUCAGACAAAGAGAUUCCUGAGGAGUGUGAGGCAGAAGGAACAGGUGACAACAUUGCACAUGAAGAAAGCCCCAGUGAAAUUAUUCCAGCACCACUGGCAGAUAAAGUAGGUUCAAAUGUAUCGUCUGAAUCUUGCGAUAAAGAUGACACAGCGGUUGAAAAUCAGGAAGAAAGCUUCACAAAAAAGGAGAUAGAAGAGAAGUCAGUAGAUAUUGAUGCUGUCAGAGAGGAUACACUUCAAAAUUUAGAGAAUUUUCCACCAAGAGAACUGAAUGUGAAUAUUGAAAUAGCAGAAGUUGAGAUAUCAAAAAAGAAUGCUGAUGAAUUAAAUGAGACUCGUCCAUUGGAACAAGAACUGAAGGAAAUCUCAGAUUUUGAACCUCAAGACCAUGUUCACAAAGAAAAUGAAGCAGCUCCGUAUGAGGAAAAGCAUGAUGAAAGUGACUCUAAAGCAUGUGAAAGCAUAAAUAACACCAAUUUAGACCAGCCAUUUGCAGAAGGGGCAGUAACUAUAGAACCAAGCCCAGAAACAAGCGAAGCGUAUAUUGCAGAAUUGGAAAAGGUUCAAAAAACUAAUCCGGAAGAAAAAUUAAAGACUAUAGAAGCUGAGAUGAUUGUAAAGGAAGACGUACAGAAGAAGGAAGAAACCUGUGAGACGGAGAUACAUAAACUGAUAAAAAGUGAUAACUGUGGAAAUUGUCAUACUGAAGAAGUAACCUCAGAUAAAUUCUGCAGUACUGCCUUUUUUUCCGAGACAGUUGAACAAAACUUUCAAGUAGCAACUCUUGAUAAAGGACCAACAUCGAAAGAUGAAUUAGACUUCAAUGAGAAUGCCAAAAGUAUCAUAAGUGAAGAGGUCACUGAUGAACAGAACAAGAGAAACAAUGUUAUGCACCUUUCAUCAGAAGUAUUUAAUGAAGAGACAGUCAAGAGCCCUCAACAGUCUGACAUGGAGGCAGACAUAUACAAAGGAGAGGAUAUUGAAGGGCAAAUAAUUGGAGGCAACAAUGUUUCAGACAUCUCACAUGAAAAUAUAGAACACCCAAUGGAUGUGGUAUCAGCAGAAAUAGAGGCUGGUUCUUCAAGUCGAACAGAUGUAGAAGAGGUAGUAGAGAGCCCACAAUUGAAUGAAAGAGAGGCAGAAAUUGAAAAGGAUGAAGAAGUUGUAAAUGAGAACAAUGCUAAAAGCUGCUCACAGAAUCCUGCUAAGGAUUUCCAUGAUAAUGGCAUCAAUACUGAGCAGUCAAACAUUGAGAUUUUUGAGAAGUCUGAGGUGACUGAAACAGUUGAUGGCAUUGUAAUUGAAGCAAAAGAAAGUCAUGAAAGCCCCAACAUAGUUAGAGAACAAGGAAAUCAGCAAAAUCAAAAUCUAGCUAUAGUUGAACCUUCAUCCAUAGGGAAAACAGAUGAAGAUGCAUCUCCAAUCAAAAAGAAUGAAGACAUACAGGAUGAUUCUGAGCUAGUGAAGGUUGAUGAGCACAAAGUGAUAUCAGUAGAAACUGAGGUAGGUCUUUCAAGUCAAACAAAUGAUAACACUGUAGAUGAGGGAGUUGGGAGCCUUAAAUGCAACGAUAGGGGGGCAGAAAUUGCAAAAGAUGAAGUCGCGAAUGAGAGCAAUAGUAAAAGCCUCUCGAAAGAAGCAGUUGCACAAGAUCCUGUUAAGAAUUUCCUGAAUGAUGACAACAGCGCUGAGAAGCCAAAUGCAGAGGUCUGUGAAAAGUCUGAGACAGCUGAGAAAGUUGAUAGCAUUGUAACUAAAGCAGCGGAAACUGACGAAAGCCCUGACCUAGCCAAAGAACAAGAAAUUCUGCAAAUUCAAAACCUAUCCAUAAUCGAGGCUUCCUUGGAAGAGAAAUUUAAUGAGGACGGAAUUUCCAUGAUAAAGGAUGAAGACAGAGGGAAUGAAGCCCAGGUACCAGAGGUACAAAAGCAGAAUGAGGUGAUAUUGAUGGAUAAAGAAGGUAUUGAACAGAUAUUGCAGAAGAAUGAAUCCAAAGAAAAUAUUGGACUGCCAUUGAAUGUAGAAUCUGUAGAAACAAAAGCAAGUGCUUCGAGUCAAAUAGAUGAUACCACUGUAGAAGAUAGAGGUGAGCAACCUCAACGCAAGGUUGAAGACGUCAUAAAUGAAAUUAAUACUGAAAGCCUCUCACAUGAAUCUGCUGCAGAAGUCCCUGUUCAGAAUUUUCAGAAUGAUGACAUUAAUACUGAGAAGUCGAACACAAAGAUCUUUGAGAAGUCAGAAACAGCUGAAAUAGUUGCUAGCAUUGUAACUGAGGUAAUACAAAGUGAUGAAAGCAACAACUUAUUUGAAGAGCAUGAAAGUCUUCAAAGUCAAAGGGCGACAAUAGAUGAGGCUUCAUUGGCAGAAGAAAUUGAUGAGGAUGGAUCUUCCAUCAAAAAGGAUGAAGGCAGAGAGAAUAGCACUGAGCUAAAAGAGAUUGAGAUGACUGAGGUGGUAUUUGAGGGAGAAAAGGAUUUAGAAAAGACAUUGCAGAAGAACGAAUAUGAAUCCAAAGAAAAUAUUGAAUCAUUAGAGGUGAUAUCUGCAGAAACAGAGGCAGGUGCUACAAGUCAACCAGAUGAUACUGUAAAGGAAGAAGUUGAGAAACCUCAAUGCAAAGAAACAGAAGUAGAAAUGGAAAAAGAUGAAAACAUCAUAAACAAUAGCAAUGAUAAAAGCAUCUCACAGGUUUCUGUUGCAGCAGAUCCUGUCGACAAUUUUCAAAUUGAUGACAACUCUGCUGAGAACUCAAAGCCAGAGUUGCUCAUGCAGAGUUCAGAGAAGUGCGAGGCAGCAAGAACAAAUGAGAUCAUUUUGGAUGAAACAAAUCAGAAUGGUGAAAUCCCCUGCGACACUAUGUCAUCUUCCCUAGCAAAAGAAGUGGACAAUAAACAAGAUGAGGAAUCUUCAUCUGUAGGAGAACAAGAAAGUAUGCAAAGUGAUAAACUAACUUCACCAGAAGCUUCAAUUCUGGAUGAAAAAGAUGAAAGUGCCUCUUCUCCCAAACCAGAUGAAGAGGAUGAUAAUAAUGCUGAAUCAGAAGAACUUGAAGUGCAAGGUGAGAAUGAGACAUUGAAGGGCAAAGAAGAUAUACAAGUAGUAAGGCAGAAGUUUGAAAUGGAGCCGGAAGUAUAUAAAGGAGAAGAUACUGAUGGGCAGAUAAUUGAAGGCAACAAUACUUCAGGCAUCACACAAGAAUCUGUUGUAGAAGAACCAGUUAAGAUCUCCCAAAAUGAUGAAAAUAACACUAAGAAGUCCAGCAAUAGAAAGAUUUUUGAGAAGUCUGACACAGCUGAAACAGUAGACUGCACUACAACUGAGGAGAAACAGAGUGCUGAAAGCUUCAACUUAGUUAAACAUCAGGAAAGUCGGCAAAAUGAAAACCUAACUGUAGUUGAGACUUCAUCCACAGAGAAAAUUUAUGAGGAUGGAUCUUCCAUACAAAAAGAUAAAGAAUUAGCAAAUAUUGAGGAGCACAAUGAGGUGAUCUUGAAGGGCGAAGAAGAUUUAGAACAGACAGUGCAGAAGAAUAAUACCAAAGAAAAUAUUGAACUGCUAUUGAAUAUGGUAUCUGCAGAUACAGAGGCCGGUUCUUCAAGUCGAACAGAUGAUAACAUUGUAGAAGAGGUCAAUGGGAGCCCUCAAUGCAAUGUAAAAGAGGCAGAAAUUGAAAAAGAUGCAGUCGUAAAUGAGAGCAAUACUAAAAGCCGCUCACAGGAUCCCAUUAAGAAUUUCAAUAAUGAUGACACCGGUGCUGAGCAGUCAAACACAGAGAUUUCUGAGAAGUCUGAGAUAGCUGAAGCAGUCCAUGCCAUUGUAACUGAAGCAGAAGAGAGUCAUGAAAGCCCCAAUGUAGUUAAAGAACAAGGAAUUCAGCAACAUGAAAACCUAGCUAUACUAGAAGCUUCACCAGCAGAGAAAACUGAAGAAGUGAGAUCUUCAAUCAAAAUGGAUGACGACAGAGAGGAUGAUUCUGGACCAGCAAAGGUUGACGAGCACGAUGUGAUAUCUACAGAAAUAGAGGUAGGUGUUUUGAAUCAAACAGAUGAUAAUGCUGUAGAUGAGGGAGUUGAGAGCCCUCAAUGCAAUAAAAGGGAGGUUGAAAUAGCAAAAGAUGAAGAAGUCACAGAUGAGAGCCAUAUUAAAAGCCUCUCACAGAAAUCAGUUGCACAAGAUUGUAAUGAGAAUUUCUUGAAUGAUGACAACAAUGCUGAGAAGCAAAACACAGAGGUUUGUGAGAGGUCUGAGACAGUUGAUUGCAUUGUAACUGAGGCAAAACAGACUGUUGAAAGCCCCAACUUAGCCAAAGAACUAGAAGUUCUGCAAAUUCAAAACCUAUCAAUAACUGAGGCUUCCUCAGUAGAAAAAAUCGACGAGGAUAAAAAUUCCCUCAAAAAGGACGAAAACAAAGAGAAUGAAACUCAGGUGGCAGAGGUUGAGGAGAGCAGUGAAAUGAUAUUGGAGGGUAAAGAAGACGUCGAACAAAUAUUGCAGAAGAAUGAACCCAAAGUUGGACAGCCAUUGAAUGUCAUAUCUGCAGAAACAGAAGCAAGUGCUUCGAGUCAAACAGAUGAUAAUGCUGUAGAAGAUGGAGGUGAGAGACCUCUAUGCAAUGAAACUGAGAUACAAAUGGAAAAGGUUGAAGACCUCACAAAUGAGAUCAAUAUUAAAAGCCUCUCACAUGAAUUUGUUGCAGAAGAUCCUGUUCAGAAUUCUCAGAAUGAUGACAUAUAUGCUGAGAAGUCAAACACACAGACGUUUGAGAAGUCUGAAACAGCCGAACCAGAUAAUAGCAUUGUAACUGAGGUAAUACAGAGUGAAGAAACCAACGACUUAGUUAAAGAACAUGAAAGUCUGCAAAGUGAAAAGUUCACCAUACUAGAGGCUCCAUUGGAAGACGAAAUUUAUGAGGAUGGAUCAUCUAUCAAAAAGGAUGAAGAUGAAGAGAGUAACACCGAGCUAGCAGAGAUUGAGCACCAUGAGGUGGUAUUGAAGGGUGAAGAAGACUUAGAACACACAUUGCAGAAGAAUGAAUUUGGAUCCAACGAAAACAUUGAACUAUUGAAGGUGAUAUCUGCAGAAAAAAAGACAGGCGCUACAAGUCAACCAGAUGAUAACACUGUAGAAGAGGAAGUUGAGAAACAUCAAUACAAAGAAAUGGAGGAAGAAAUGGAAAAAGAUGAACAUAUCAUAGAUGAAAGCAAUGUUAAGAGCAUCUCACAGGUUCUUGUUGCAGAAGAUCCUAUCAGGAAUUUCCAAAAUGAUGACAACUCUGCUGAGGAGUCAAACACAGAGAGUUUGGAGGAGUCCGACGAAGCAAAAACAAAUGAGAAAAUUUCACAUGAAAUAAAUCAGAGUGAUAAAAUCCCCAGCGAAACCAUAUCAUCCUCACUAGCAAAAGAAGUGGAAAGUCCACAAGAUGAGUGUAAAAUUGUUCUAGAAGAUUCAGUAGAGGAAACAUCCAAAACAGUUGAUCACACAACCCAUGAAGUGACUGAGAAUAACAAAAGCCUUGAUUCACCUCUUCAAGCUUCAACCACAAGAGAAGAGGAAAGCAAGCAAAGUGAUGAACUAACUUCCCCAGAAGCUUCAACCGUGAAUGAAAAAGAUGAGAGUGGCUCUUCUCCCAAACCAGAUGAAGAGAAUGAGAAUAAUAUUGAGUCGGAAGAACUUAGAGUGCAAAGUGGGAAUGAGACAUUGAAGGCAAAAGAGGAUUUAGAAGAAAUAUUAGGGAAGGUUGAACUAGGAGAAAAUCUUGAACAGUCAAUAACUGUGCUAUCUGCAGAAAUUGAGGCAGGUACUUCGAGUGAAGUGGAUGGUAACCCUGCAGAAGAGAUAGAUGAGAGUCCUCAGUACAAUUCAAAGGAAGCAGGGAUGCUCAAAGAAAAAGACGAUGCCGAGGAACAAAUCACAGAUGAACAAAAUUUCAACAGCCUUUCUAAAGAAUCCGUUGAACAAGAAAUAGUGAAAAACUUCCAGAAUGAAGAAACUAAUGUUGAAGUUUCCAACAAAGAGAUUUUUGUGUCUAUGACGAGUAAAACAGGUGAAAGCAUUGCACUUGAGAUGAAUCAGAAUAAUGAAAGCCCCAAUGCAAGUUAUCCAGUUGUACUGAUUAAAGAAGAGGAAAUCUCACAGGAUAAGAAAAUAGAUCCAGCAGAUAUUUUUCCAGAUGAGAAAAAGGAAGAUGAUGAAUCUUUGUUCAAAUCCAGUGAAGACGAUGCCAGUGAAACUAAGUUAGCCGAGGCUAAUGAGAACAGUAAGAAGGAAAUAUCACAUGGCGAAGAUAAUUUUGCACUGGAAUUGAACAAGAAAGAAACAGGAGAACUUCUUAAAUCAUCACCAGACAUGAUUUCUGCAGAAACUCAGACAGGCAUAUUAAUCGAAAAUGUUGAUAAUAUUAUUAUCCCAAAAGAGGUUGCCACCGUCCAGAAUAUUGAAGAAGAUCUGGAAGCAGAAUCACAAAAGAAUGAACCAGGAGAACUUCUUAAAUCAUCAAUAGAUGUGAUUAAAACAGAAACUAAGAGAAGCAUGCUGAAUGACAAGGAUAAUGACGUUGCAAAUUCAGGUGACAUCAUAGGACUCAUAGCCAUCCAAAAUACUGAAGAAACAGUGGCCAUAGAAAAGAAAGAAGACAGGAAAGAAAAUAUUGAUGGUAGCAAAGUUGAAAAAAUCCCAAUUGAAAAGGAUCUCAAACCAGCUGCAGAAAUAUGUGAUCCAAGCAAAAUUGUGGAGAACGAAAGUAUGGAGGAAAGGUCGAUGACAAGUGAAAUGGAUGUAGAAAUAAUUGAUAAGACACAUGAAGUGGACUCUGAAGAGAAGUUAGAGGGUAUAGAAAUGAGCAAGAAUAAAGAAGAGGGAAUAAAGAAGGGUGAUAUUGAAAAGGUAGAAAGGGAUAAUAUGGCUGCUUCCCUGAGUGAAAAGACUGCAAAACACAUAAUAAUGGAAGAGGAAACAACUAUAGAAAUCUCACCACAAUCUGUUGGAGAAGAAACAACUCUAAUUUAUGGAGACCAAGUGAAAGAGAAACCUAAAAUGGAGAUGCAUGAAGAGCUUGAGCUAACUAGUAUAAAUAAAGACAGUGAAAGAUUAGUCCUACAAGAGGAAAAUAUUGAAAAGGAUCAGCCUACAGAACCUGCUAAUGAAACUGAAGAUGAUGCUGGAGAAGUGGUCAGAGAAAAAGAGAUGCAUGAGAUUAUUCAUGCUGCUGAGGAUGAAGAUAUUAGGAAACAAAUCACAGAGAAAAGCAGCAUAAUGGAGGAAACUCUUGUAUUUUCUGUAACCGCAAUAGAUGCAGAAGGUCCUCUAGAGAAGGAAAAGGAAGAUGAAAAUGAUACAGUAAAAUUAAAAGAAGAGAUAAAAGGCUUCAAUUCAGAAGUCGCAGAAGAAAUUGCAGCAAGAGGUAAUGAGGUACCAAAAGACACCUUGAAGGCCAAACAACAACCAGAAUCUGUCCUCUAUCCUUCAAAAGCAUCUGAAGGAGGAAUCCUGCCGCUAGAAAGCAGUGAAGAAACAAAGGGGUUUGAACAAGAAGAUAAAAGGCAGUUGGAAAGUUCUGAUCCUGACACUCAAGAGAAGGAAGCAAUAACAGUGAAUACAAAAGAAAUGACACUAAGCAGUGUGGAUACUAAUGCCACACAAGAUAAUGACUUGAACUUGGUUGAGAAAAGGGACCAUGAGACUCCAGCAGAGGCAGAUCAAAAUGAAGAAGAUAUAGAGCAUCAAAUCCAAAACAAAACAUUUAUUGCAGGAAAUGAUAAACAAAUUGAAAUAAUUACAGGGGAGAUGCCUCUAGAAAAAAUAUCAGAUGAUAACCUGAUAGAACACUCUGUAAUGUCACCAACAGUUUCUGAGGUUCUGACAAGUGGAGAAAGUAAGCCGAUAGAUGAGAAUUCAGCAAACAAUACAACUGCCAAUGAAAACACAGAAGUUACCUUGAUUUCUUCACAAGCAACGGAACCUGUCUACAAUGAGUAUGAAAUCACAACUGCAGAAGCAGUCUCUAAAUCGCAGUUUAUAGACACUGUAAUAGAGAAUACAAAUGAACAAGCAGGGUCUUACCAGAGUGAAGAUCUGGAUCGAGAUCUUGACAAUGAACAAAAUAUCUCCAAACAAGAAUAUGCUGAAGUGUCAAGGACAGAAGACACAGGAGACCUAGUUGGACAGCAAGAGUUUUGCAGAUCAAAAACUUCGGAGGAUAAUGAAGCAUCAAACGUAGCAAAUGAGGUCUUCAAAAGUAUGGAUUCAAUUAAUGCGGACAGGAAAGAAGCUGUCCUUGAAGAAGAGGACUUUGCUAAGAAAUCUGAAGGUAGCUUAAAGGAAGAUGACGCAGUAGAAAAAGCAGCUAUUGAACUUGAAGCACUAGCUCAAAACCAAGAGGUCGAGACAACUGAGAUCAAAAGCUAUGGAUAUCCAACAGAUGAGAAUUUUGAAUCUUCUGAGCCUGCAAAGAAGCUUGAUUGUACUUCUGAAAUCAUGACAAGAGAUCUAGGCAACGAAAUAAUCCAAGAAAUGGACCAAAAUAAAGUUGCAGAAAACAGUAAUUCUGAAUAUCUUGAACAAAACCCCCAAGAACCUCAAGAAAGUCAGCAGGAGACAGAAGAGAAAACAGAGCCAAAGUUCGAGCCUGAAGAUCACAUUGAAGAAACACAACAUGGGGAGGAGACUAUCAAGGCUGCCAUCUUAACUGAGGAGGUGCACAAAGAAAUUGAGAAAGCUGAUGGUGGUGAACUGGUUAACCAAUCUAACAAGGAAGAAAAUAACUUGAAGGAACUCGAACCUGUGUCCAUUGAAGAUCAAAGAGUUGAUGAGGUUACAGAAUCCAGCUGUACAUCUGACGAAUAUCUCAAAGCAACAGAUUCCACUGAAAAAACAGAAUCAGCAUAUUCGGAGGUUCAGGAGACAAAAACCAUUGGAAAAGAGAACUUAAAUACAAAAGAAGAGGAAGAAAAAGAAGUAGAAGAUGCAGGUGCUGCAACGGCUUUGGGUUUCUCCAACAUUGCACCAAAGAGAAACUCAGAAGAAGUGAUUAAGGAGCAGAUCGUAGAGGAAACAGAUGGUUGUUACAACAAGGAAAAGGCAACAAUUGUUAUGGAGGCAACAACAGACUCUAACUUGGAAGUUCAAAUAGAUGACAAGCCAGUGGAGAAGUCUAACUUCCCCUUGGACGAUAGCAAUUCACAUGCAGUUGAAGCUGAGGCAAAUCAACAAGACAACAUGGCACUUGGAGAAAACUCAUCAAACUUGGCAUCUCAACUUCCAACCGAUGAUCAUGAGAAUGUACAACAGGAGAAUGUGGCCAUGAAUAGUGCAGACGUAGAUAACAUGGUGGAAAGCAAAAGGACUUCUGAUGUAGAACAUGAAUCCAAAUUUCAUGACAUGGAAGAGUUAAGUACAGGUGAGAUUAGAGAUGAAUAUGAAGAAGCUAUGAAAAUGGUAGAUAAGUCUCAGGGUGAUGACACAGUUGCAAGCAGUGAAGUUGGUAAUAAUCAGACUCUCCCAGAAGAGAUAAGAAAAGAAGAUGAGACAGCAUCUCUAGCAAUGACUUGCAAAGAAGAGGAGUAUGAAACUAAAGUCACAACUGAGAAUUCAGAAGAGAACAUAGUGAAGGUGAUAACAACAAAGGAUGACUCUCCCACAAACUCUUCUGCAUUGGAGAUAACGGAAGAAAGAUUCUUGCAAAAUGAAAAACCCAGGGAGCUUGAAGUUUGCCAACUGGAGCUUGAAGGAAAGGAAGGCAUACCAGAUAGUCCAAAUGAAGAGUAUGAGGAGAAAGGGGGAAAUCUAAAUGAAUUUAAAGAAGAAAGCAGAGGAGCUUCUGAAACAGUAUCAAAGUUCAAAUGUCAUGACCUUGAAGCAGCUACAGGAACUGAAGUUACUAACGGUCAAACACCCACAGAGGAGCAAUAUCAAAAAGAAUCUUGUGCAUCACCUUCCAAGGAACAGGAGCUUGGAAGUGCAACUACAGUUGAGAAAACAGAAGAGAGCAUAAAGGGAGAAGAAUUUCUAGAAGAUGAAACAAAAAAAGAAGAGGUUUGCUUGCAAAAGGAAGAAUCCAGGGAGCACCAGGCCUCUGAGUUAGAGCUUAACAGUCCAAAUGAAGAACAAAAGGAAGCAAGAGCGACUUCAGUUGAAAUUGAAGACAAGAAAGAUGAUUCUGAAUCCAUAUCAGAAUCUAACUCAGAAGGAAGAAAAGAGCCUAAGGAAGGUGAAACUUGUUCUGUGCAGACCAAUCCUGUGGAGAAACCACAAGAGCAGAACCAGACACCAUUCUCUGGAACAGUCUCAAAGGAACAGGAGGAUGAAACUUUAGUUAUAACUGAGAGCAUAGAAGAGAAAAGGCAAGAAAUGGAAUCAAUGGAAGAGACAUGCCUUCAAAAGGAAGAGCCCAGAGAGCUUGAAAUCUCUCUGUUACAGCUUCAACGUGAUAAAACUGUACAGCAGGAGAGACAGACUGAAUUAUAUGAGAGAGAAGAUGAGGGUAUAGAUGGUACACAAGAAGAAAUUAAAGAAGUUUCUGAAUUGCUGCCCGAGCCCAGUUCUGAAGAGAUUACUGCGGUAGCAAAAUAUGACUUUACUUCUUAUCAUCCUCUACCAACAAAGAUAUCCGAAGAGCGAAGUCAGACAUCAUCAGCUGGAUUGCUUUCCGAAGUGCAGGAACAUGGCAUCUCAACUACAGCUGCAAGCAUAGAAGAAAAGAAAAUAGGAGAACCUAGAGAGCUCAAAUCCUCCCAAGUAGAGUCAAUUGACAAUGAUGCACAAGAAAAGAGUUUGGAGGAAGUACAUAAGGCAGAAGAUGGGAUUCCAAAUGAACCAUUAAAAUUACAGCCUGAACAUGAAAAUAAGGAAAGAGAUGCAGCAACCACAGAUCUGAUGGCUGAAGAAAAUCAGAGCAAAAGAACAACUGCUGCAACUGAAUUCAUGCAUACUGAAGUCACAGAAGAACAGAUCAAGGAGGAAAAGGCUGACACAAAGAAUUGUCAUGCAAUAACCGUUGAUGAAGCAGCAACUAAGGAAAGUUGCCAAGAAAAGAAGCUAAAGGAUGAAGAAAGUCUAGGAGAUCAAGAGUUAGCAAAGGAUGUUGCAAAUGAAGUGUUAAGCAAGAAAAUGGAAAAGACCAAUGCAAGUGGGACAACUGAAGAACAGAUAAGCACAGAAAAAGGAACAGUUGAGAACCUUCACCAGACUUUUAUUGAGAAUGACACUAUCAAAGAGCAUUUUCCAGAAGAAAUAGGAGAACAUGCUGAGGAGGCAGGAAGAAAACUGAACAAUGAAAAUUGGGUUAAUGAGACAAUAACUGGAGAUGGCAAAAAAGAAUCCGUAACUGCAACAGAAAAGGAAUUGGGUGUAGAGACAUCUCAAAAAGAAAUCACUGCCAUCCUUGUGGAAGCCGCCGUCUCUAAUCCAGGCAUUCAUCAGGAAAAGAAAACUUGCGAUGAAAUUUCGGAAUACCAGAAAUCCAGAGAAGCAGAACCAGAGAGAAUGAUUUCAACCUUCAAGAAAGAUGUUCCGCAGAUGCUGCAAGAAACCAUGGAAGUUACUGAAGUAAGUGCAUAUGCUAAAAGUGCGGAUUCAGAAGCAAAAAGACAUGAAGAAGAACAUGGAGCAGAGUGCAUAGUGGACGAAAAAGCAAUUGAGGAGACCAUGUCAAAAGAUUCAGCCAAGAUUUCACUAUUUGACAUGAUGCAGAGAUCGACAAGAGAAAGACAAGCAUCUGCAGAACUGCAUGGAGAGAAGAGCAAAGAAGAAAGACAAACUGAGGAGACAGAAAAGGCAAAAUCAGAUGAAGAAGUAGAAGUAGAAACAGAAGAACAUGAAGAAGAAGAUGAACACAAAAAGAAUGACUCAGGUUCCGAUGCUCCAGUAAUGGUGGAAGCUUCAAGAGACAUCGACAUUAAGGUUGGACACAAGAAAUCACAUAACAUAUUAUCAGGUGUCGGAUCAAAGGUGAAGCAUUCGAUUAUCAAGGUCAAGAAAGCCAUUACCGGCAAGUCCUCUCAUCCAAAGCAACAAUCACCAAAAUGAUAUACAAGACCAACAGCAGGUUACAUCCACCUGCUAAUUCAUGCUCAGAGACAAAACCACAGUUGCUUUUUUCCAUUUUCUAUUUUCUUUUCUUUUAGAUUUUCAUUACAGUGUUGAGAUUUGAGGUUUGUGGUGUGUGUAUAUAUAGGAAAUUUUAGAUUCUGUAUUAUUUUUUAUAGUGAGUUAAACAUACCAUGAUUUCUACUGUAUUACGACUCUCUUGUUUGCAAGAAAAAAAGCAAUUUUAUCA